Melanaphis sacchari is the source of this 2285-nucleotide messenger RNA. It is a transcript of the gene Akt, whose product is annotated as RAC serine/threonine-protein kinase. NCBI's taxonomy places the organism in Eukaryota, Metazoa, Arthropoda, Insecta, Hemiptera, Aphididae. Gene Ontology annotation, molecular function: ATP binding; protein serine/threonine kinase activity. The transcript has 9 exons. Gene Ontology annotation, biological process: protein phosphorylation. The record is from RefSeq and is a predicted model, not a curated record. Bases 648 to 2213 code for a protein of 521 amino acids.
AGACGAAUCUUAUUAGACGCGCGCGCGCGCUCGAACCAUCAGCGAUUACAUCAGCCACCGUCGCAUCACAUUGAAACUCGUAUAUUUAUCAUUGCCGCACGGCACGAACGCGGAUUUUCGAAUUUGAUUCAGAAACGCGUGUUAUAUCACUCGCCCCGUCAGGCACACCAUCCGUCACUGAUCGCAACCUUUUGUAAAAUUUCGCUGCUGAAAAACUGUCUCCUGGCAUGUUACUUAAUAUUCGAUUUUCAUUUAAUUUACCGUCCCCCUACAAUGACUGAAUAUUGAUGCGUGUCCCUGGCCCCUGCGAUCACAAUCACAUUGUCGUUUUCUUCGAACCCCGAUGCCGCCGUCGUUGUCGAGCCUAUCCCAAUCGAACUCUCGUUGUACGAGCGCACACAUGCACACCAACACACAUUGCACACGCGUGCGCGAAUAUGAUACUACGACGAUAAUAUUAUAGUACACGACCAUGACUCUGGAACUCGAGACACGCUUCGAUCAUGCUUUCUGCGACGUACAAUAGCCAUAGCGCCCCGUUCAUUCUGCUCAAAUUUUGAUCCUGUAGCACUACGACGACAAUAUUAUCAGAUGAUCUGACAAAACCGAAUACUCUUCUGCCACUGUUGACCUUUGAUUGUGUAACCAUGGCUGAUGUACUACAGUCCAUUUGCAACCCGUUACCACUGUCAUCCAGCCAGUCAUCGAUUGUUAAAGAGGGAUGGCUGUUUAAACGAGGUGAACACAUUAAAAACUGGAGGUCUAGGUAUUUUAUACUGUUUGCUGAUGGCUCACUCAUGGGCUAUAGAAACAAACCUGAAGGUCCAAUGACUGAACCUCUUAACAAUUUCACUGUAAAGAGAUGUCAAAUAAUGAGUGUUGAUCGUCCUAAACCAUACACAUUCACAAUUCGAGGAUUACAGUGGACCACUGUUAUUGAACGAACAUUUCAUGUGUCUUCUGAUAAAGAAAGAGAAGAAUGGAUGACUGCUAUUAAAGGUGUAUCAGAACGUUUGUCUGAUGUUGAUGAAGUUGAAAUGGAAAUAACUCAUACGACUAGCAUGUCAAGCACAAUGUCGGGACCCAGUUCAGAUGACUUCAGUGCUAAAUUUUCCGUUCAAGGAACUUCUUCAAGUAAAUCCACAGGAAAACGAAAAGUGACUCUUGAGAAUUUUGAAUUUCUCAAAGUACUUGGAAAAGGUACAUUUGGGAAAGUAAUUUUAUGCCGAGAAAAGGCAACAGGUCAUUUAUAUGCUAUCAAAAUUCUUAAAAAAGAAGUCAUCAUCCAAAAAGAUGAAGUUGCUCAUACACUAACUGAAAACAGGGUUCUCCGCACUACUAGUCAUCCUUUUCUAAUUUCAUUGAAAUACUCAUUUCAAACUGCAGAUAGAUUAUGUUUUGUCAUGGAAUAUGUAAAUGGCGGAGAACUAUUCUUCCAUUUAUCCAGAGAACGCGUUUUCACAGAAGAUAGGACUCGUUUUUAUGGAGCUGAAAUUAUUUCUGCUUUGGGUUAUUUACAUUCCCAAGGAAUCAUUUAUAGAGAUUUAAAACUUGAAAAUUUACUACUAGAUAAGGAUGGUCACAUUAAAAUUGCUGACUUUGGAUUGUGCAAAGAAGAUAUUACCUAUGGAUCAACAACCAAAACAUUCUGUGGCACACCUGAAUACUUAGCUCCAGAAGUGUUAGAAGAUUUAGAUUAUGGACGGGCUGUUGAUUGGUGGGGAAUAGGAGUAGUCAUGUAUGAAAUGAUGUGUGGAAGAUUACCAUUUUAUAAUAAAGAUCAUGACAAAUUGUUCACUCUCAUUUUGAUGGAAUCUGUACGAUUUCCGAGAGGUCUUUCUGCUGCUGCAAAAAGUUUGCUAACUGGUCUUUUAAUCAAAGAUCCCAAAAAACGAUUGGGUGGUGGUCCUGAUGAUGCCCAAGAAAUCAUGAGCCAUGUUUUCUUUAGUAGUAUUAAUUGGUUGGAUUUGGAACAAAAAAAGAUUCCUCCUCCAUUCCAACCUCAAGUAUCAUCAGACACAGACACGCGCUAUUUUGACUCAGAAUUUACUGGAGAAUCUGUUGAACUUACUCCACCCGACUUAUCAUCGCAUCACCUCAACAGCAUUGCAGAAGAAAUGGAACAGUCACAACCAUAUUUCCCACAAUUCAGCUACCAAGACUUAGCUGGAUCAAUAUCAAUAAGUGCCAGUUCGUGUUUCAGUCAUACGUGAACAAAAUAAAAAUAUGUAAGUGAUUCUGUAAAAUAUUGCUUAACAAUUAAUUGAUUUACUAUAAAUGAUAAA